AUGGAUGAAGUGAAUCACUCAGUGGUGUCUGAGUUUGUGUUCGUGGGACUUUCCAACUCAUGGGAGAUCCAGCUGCUCCUCUUCCUUUCUUCCUCUGUGUUCUAUGCUGCAAGCCUGAUGGGGAACCUCCUUAUUGUGCUAACAGUGAUCUUUGAUCCUCAUUUAAAGUCCCCCAUGUACUUCCUGCUGGCCAACCUCUCCAUCAUCGAUGUGAUGUUUUGCUCCUCCACAACUCCCAGGAUGAUUUAUGAUCUUUUCAGAAAGCAAAAAACCAUCUCUUUUGGGGGUUGCAUAGUUCAAAUCUUCUUUAUUCAUGCAAUUGGUGGCACUGAGAUGGUGCUGCUCAUCGCCAUGGCCUUUGACAGGUAUGUGGCCAUAUGUAAGCCCCUCCACUACCUGACCAUCAUGAGCCCACGUAUGUGCAUUAUAUUUUUGGUCACUUCCUGGAUUAUUGGCCUUAUUCAUUCAGUGGCUCAGCUGGUUUUUGUUGUAGACUUGCCUUUCUGUGGCCCUAAUGAAUUGGAUAGCUUUUUUUGUGAUUUGCCUGGAUUUAUCAAGGUUGCUUGCAUAGACACUUAUACAUUGGGAUUUAUGGUCACUGCCAAUAGUGGUUUUAUUUCUGUAGCUGCCUUUUUCAUUCUGAUAAUCUCUUACAUCUUUAUUUUGGUGACUGUUCAGAAAAAAUCUUCAGGCAGCAUAUCCAAGGCCCUCUCUACCCUGUCAGCUCAUGUCACUGUGGUCAUUUUAUUCUUUGGGCCACUGAUCUUUUUUUAUAUAUGGCCCUUUCCUAUAUCACCUCUGGACAAAUUUCUUGCCCUAUUUGAUGCAGUUAUCACUCCUUUCCUAAAUCCAGUCAUUUAUACUUUUAGGAACAAAGAUAUGAAAGUAGCAAUGAGGAAACUAUGUGCUCAGCUUGUGAAUUAUAGUGAAAUCUCUUAA
Condylura cristata (star-nosed mole) is the source of this 939-nucleotide messenger RNA. RefSeq names its product olfactory receptor 4F6-like. Gene Ontology annotation, cellular component: membrane. NCBI's taxonomy places the organism in Eukaryota, Metazoa, Chordata, Mammalia, Eulipotyphla, Talpidae. The transcript has a single exon. Gene Ontology annotation, biological process: G protein-coupled receptor signaling pathway. Gene Ontology annotation, molecular function: G protein-coupled receptor activity; olfactory receptor activity. The coding region runs from base 1 to 939 and encodes 312 amino acids. The record is from RefSeq and is a predicted model, not a curated record.